AUUGACAUUUCUCUCUCUAAAGAAGAGCCAAUGCCAUAAAGGCAUAAAUAAAAGGGACUCAUUCAUUUCGUGACUCCCGAGUACUCGCCACCCCAAUAGCAUGCCUUGUUAUUAUUAUCACUCUCUCUCUCUCUGUCUAUGUAUGUAUAUAUAAAUAUAUCCCUCCUUUUCUUCUCUUCUCUUCGUUGACCCCUUUACCACUCUUUUUGUUGUAAUCGUAAUCCAACGAGCAAGCAAGAAUUGAAAGAAGAACGCAUAAAAUCCCGAUAGAUAGAGAGAGAGCGUCCAACCAACUUUGACCAUGGCAGUUCAAACUACUCCCCACAAUAAUCUCUUCUUUUUUCACUUACCAUUCUAUAGAGAAAUUAUCAAACCCAAGCACUUCUUCUACACUACCAACAACAUGAAUAUUGAUCCUAACCUCAUUCCCAUGCCAAAUCAAUCUUUCUCACCCUUUCAACAAUCUCAAUUCUAUUAUUCAAAUUCAAUUAACACAAAUGCUACUGCUCUCAACUACAACAUCCCUUUCUCCAAGAAACGUUCCAGAGACUCCACAGACCAACCAAACACUCUCCCACUUCAACACAACAGCAACAGCAACAACCAAUUAUCAUCUCAACUCUUUGCUGACCAAAACUUUCUCCAUCAAUUCCAAACCUAUCAAUCGGAGAUCGACCGUAUCGUUAUAGAACAAGGAGAGAAAAUGAGAAUGCAAUUGGAAUUGGAAAGAAGGAGACAAUCAACAAGGAUAAUGGCAGCAGUUCAAGAGUCAUUAGCGACGAAACUUAAAGAAAAAGACGAAGAGCUUCAGAGAAUUGAGAAACUGAAUUUUAUACUAGAACAAAGGGCGAGAAAACUGAUAAGGGAAACUGAAAUAUGGAAGCAAAUGGCGCAGACGAAUGAAGCCGAAGUGAAUAACUUACGGAACAGUAUAGAACAAGUAAUGGCGCAAGUUAGCGAGGAUAACCGUAACAACAAAGGUAAUGCGGAAUAUACGGAAUCGAGUUGUUCGAAUGCGUACAAUCCAAUGGAGGAAGAAGAACGAACAGAUGAGGCAGUGAUGAAGAAAAGGAUGUGCAGCAAUUGUGGUAUAAGAGGACCCGUAGUGUUGUUGCUUCCUUGCCGGCAUUUGUGUGUAUGUACAAUUUGUGGAUCCACCUUACAGAAUUGCCCGGUUUGUUUUUCUGGAAUUAAUGUUACUGUUCGUGUAAAUUUCUCUUGAUCUAUAUUUUACUACUAUAAUUCAUUCUCAACUUUUUUCAUGAAUAUCAUUCAUUGCAAAUCAA
This is a messenger RNA of Cicer arietinum (chickpea), 1286 nucleotides long. RefSeq names its product BOI-related E3 ubiquitin-protein ligase 1-like. Gene Ontology annotation, biological process: regulation of programmed cell death. Gene Ontology annotation, molecular function: ubiquitin-protein transferase activity. The record is from RefSeq and is a predicted model, not a curated record. NCBI's taxonomy places the organism in Eukaryota, Viridiplantae, Streptophyta, Magnoliopsida, Fabales, Fabaceae.